AUGCAGGUCGUUCUGUCUCGCCGUGGUGCCCUUCGGUGCAGCCAGGCAGGACGUCAAACAGCUGUUUCCGUCCGCGCAGUGGCUCAGGCGGACGUCAAGUGUGUGGUCCUCAAGGCGCAGCGCGUAACGCCCGAGCUGUUUGCGCCGUUUGGCCAGCUCAUCUGCGCCACGGAGGACGGCAAGGUGUUUGAUGGCGAGGACGCGCAGCUGGUGCUCGACAAGGGCAUCCCCAGGUUCUACAUCAUGCGCCUGCCCGCACGCAAGCCGGCGCUCACCUUUGACCGCAUCACCUUCCACUCACAGUGCACCCAGUGUCUGGGCGUGCUGCAGGACCACCCUUGGUACAUGGUGGUGGCGCGCCCUGGCGGCCAGCCAGGUGACCUGCAGCGCCACCCAAGGGUGGAGGACAUGGCGACCUUUGAGAUCCCCCACGGCUGCUUCGUGAAGAUGGAGAGCGGCACGUGGCACGCGGGCCCAUUUUUCAAGGACGUGGAUUUCCUGGACUUCUACAACCUGGAGCUGGCUGACACAAACGUGGUCGACCACAACACGCACAAGUACUCAGUGGAGGGCGUCCGCUUCCAGAUCGAACAGCCGUGA
Messenger RNA from Monoraphidium neglectum, 600 nucleotides. RefSeq lists its product as hypothetical. The record is from RefSeq and is a predicted model, not a curated record. The transcript has 5 exons. Lineage: Eukaryota; Viridiplantae; Chlorophyta; Chlorophyceae; Sphaeropleales; Selenastraceae. The coding region runs from base 1 to 600 and encodes 199 amino acids. Gene Ontology annotation, molecular function: ureidoglycolate hydrolase activity.